AUGGAGGAAUUAAUAAAUAAGGAUCUUAAAAUAGCAUUUUGGAACUGCCGUAGCAUAAACCAACGUAAGGAAGAUCUCCACGCCCUACUCGAUCAAGUAGACAUUCUUGCUUGUGUCGAAUCUUGGCUGACAGAAGCAAACCAUCUCCACUUCCCCGGCUUCAAGACAUUUCGAAAAGAUCGGAAACACGCACAAGGAGGAGGAAUUCUGAUCUUAAUACGUAACAAUAUUGCCUACAAAGAAAUAGAAGAGCUUACCUGCUCUAAACAAUCUAUAGAACUAACAGGUAUAAAACUUACAAAUAUCAAACCUCAAAUUGACCUCUUAGUCUGUUACAGAGCUCCGGGCAUCACCCUCAGUCAAACUGUAUGGGAUGAAAUAUUUGAUAAAAUUGAUAAAAAACGACUCAAUGCUAGAACCGAUCCUAAUUAUGUAUGGCAAACAUCGCGAAUACUAAAAAAUUCAUGGAUUAAAAAUAAGCCUCAACACGUAUCCGAGAACCACCAAGAUCGAGAAAAAAUUGACAUAGCCUUAAAUAAAAUCAGUCCCCCGUGGUGUAUGACAAACCCAGAUUGGCUCCCAGAAUGCAAUAAUAACGAUUUCCUUGACUCUCCCUUCAACCUUUUAGAAUUUAACGUUGCCCUUGAAUCAAAAAAUAAACAUUCUUCCUGCGGUUUAGACGGUAUAGAUUAUGACGUACUUCAAAGAUUACCACUAAAAUAUAAACUAAUUAUGCUUGACAUAUUAAAUGAGAUACUCGUAAAUAAUUCAUUUCCAGAACAAUGGCUUAAAUCUUAUGUUCAUUUCAUUAAAAAAGCAGACGACAAAAAUGUCAGGCCGAUCAGUCUUUCGUCAUGCUGUUGUAAACUUUUUGAAACUAUGGUAAAAAACAAGAUGCAAUGGUGGCUCGAAUUUAAUAACAUCCUUCCCAAGAGCCAAACUAGAUUUCGAAAAGGGCAAUCUACUACAGACAAUUUGACCGGUUUAACCUUAAAUGUAGAGGAUUCUUUUAGUAAUAAAAAAGACCUCCUUGCUGCAUUUCUGGAUGUACAAGGCGCAUUUGACAACGUGAAUAUUAAUAUUCUCUUGCAACAAUUGGCAACAAUUGGCUGCCAUCUUAAAUUGGUCAAAUUUAUCAAAUUCCUAACACAAGAAAGGUACAUUUUUACUGAAAUUAAUGGAAAAAAGUUUAAUAUUAUCUACAAGGGAGUUCCACAAGGCGGCGUCCUCAGUCCUCUUUUGUUCAACAUAUAUGUUGUUCAAGUUUGCGAAAAUCUACUUAAAACUGUCACUGUCUCUCAAUUUGCUGACGAUAUCGCCCUGUAUUGCAAAAGAGGAUCCACUAGCACUAGCAAACGUCUACUCGAAAAAGCUAUUAAAAAAGUUAAUCAAAACCUAAACAAUUUAGGACUUAAACUCUCUGCGCAUAAAACUAUUUUCAUUCAUUUCAACCGUCGUAACAUAAAACCAGGCGAAACUGAAAUAAAGGUAAAUAACACACCCGUAAAAUCUAGUGAAACGGCCCGAUUCCUGGGUAUCACUUUUGACUAUACACUGUCUUUCAAACAACAGACCAACUUAAUUAUUAACAGAGCCUCUAGAGCCUUAAAUAUCGUUAAAUUCCUUAGAGGUACUUGGUGGGGCGCUCAUCCCAACAUACUGACCCUAUUUUAUAAAAGUUUUGUAAGAUCUAUUAUUGAUUAUGGAUGUUUUAUUUACUUCCCCACUCGAGCUGACGCCCUGCUAAAGCUUGAACGAAUACAAUACAAGUCAAUUAGAUUAGCUUUAGGAUACAGAGCAAGCACUCCCACAAAUAUUCUGUUAGCUGAAUCAAAACUACCCCUUUUAAUAGAGCGUUCUAAAUACUUAUGUCAUAGUUAUCUAAACAAAAUAUAUUCAAAUAAGGAACUUUCACUUAACCAGACAAUUACCAACUUCAAUAGAUUAUUAACAAAUAAAGACACCAGUCAUCGUAAAUUUAGUAAUAGAAUUCUCCAAACCUGCAUUGAAAACACCUUCCCUUCCAAAAAUAAAAUUUACUCCAAAAAUAAUUUUCCAAUAUAUACUACAAACUAUGCAGUACAAACAAUCAAUGUAAAAUUAAAUACGGAAAUAGGACAAAAACUAAAAAAAAGCAACGACCCUAACUCAGUACUCAACAAAAUAAUAAGUGAAAAUCGGAACGCAAACAUAAUAUUUACCGACGGUAGUAAAUCAGCUGAUUCAAUAUCAGUGGGUAGUGCCUGCUUCCACGUAAAUAAAAAUAAAUCUAUUGUAAGAAGCAUCGAUAAAAUCGCUUCCAUAUUCACCGUCGAAUGCCUUGCCAUUAACGAUACCGUAGACAUCGCGCUCGAGUAUCCUAACCAAGGAUGCUUUAUAUUCUCCGACUCACUUAGUGCUCUUCUGUCACUCAAAAAUUACAAAAAUAACGUCAAAACUAAUCCCCUCCUCCUAGAAAUUCGAGAAAAAAUUUAUGAAUUUCAAAAGAAAGCACACAAAGAUUGCGAAAUUGUUCUUGUAUGGAUACCAGCUCACGUAGGGAUAAAUGGAAAUGAAAAAGCAGACCAACUCGCCAAGGAAGCUGCCAGCUCUGCAUCUACUGACAUUUAUAAGAUCCCAUUUACAGAUUUCAAAGAAAUAGCAAAAAAGAAAUCAAUAGAAAAUACAUUAGACUCAGUCAAAUCUCAAGGACAAAUCAAAGGCACUGAAUACUUCAAAAACUACUACAAAGACAGUUCUCAGCCUUGGUACUUCAAAAUCAAUCUACCACGGGAAAUUAUAUCUACCAUCAACAGAUGUAGAGCUGGUCACUACAACCUUGCCUUUUCCUUAGCACGAAUAGGAGUCAAAGAUAACUCUCAUUGCGAAUGCGGCGACGAAAAUCAAACGAUCGAUCACAUUCUAUGGAAUUGUUCCUUAUACGAUCAAGAACGUCAACCAUUCAUUAGAAAACUGCAAAAACUUAAAUUCAGCCUUCCUACAUCUUGCGCCACACUUUUAGCGAACCCAAAUACACGUAUAUGUAAAGCUAUUUAUAACUAUCUAAAAAAAUGUAAACUACAGAUUUAA
This is a messenger RNA of Phymastichus coffea, 3069 nucleotides long. RefSeq lists its product as uncharacterized. Gene Ontology annotation, molecular function: RNA-DNA hybrid ribonuclease activity; nucleic acid binding. Lineage: Eukaryota; Metazoa; Arthropoda; Insecta; Hymenoptera; Eulophidae. The transcript has 2 exons. The record is from RefSeq and is a predicted model, not a curated record. The coding region runs from base 1 to 3069 and encodes 1022 amino acids.